Messenger RNA from Pocillopora verrucosa, 1038 nucleotides. The record is from RefSeq and is a predicted model, not a curated record. NCBI's taxonomy places the organism in Eukaryota, Metazoa, Cnidaria, Anthozoa, Scleractinia, Pocilloporidae.
AUGAGCGUAAAUCGACGAAGACGGGACAAUGCUAUCGAAAUACAGGAAAGUUCAACUAUGUUCGAUAUCAUAGAAGGAACGCUGAGUCCCGACCCAGAGACAGUAGAGAACCACACCAGGCAAAUCGAGUAUCUACAGAAGGAAAUAGAAGAGAGGGACAAGACUCUGUCAAGGCUAAAGCAGGAUUUUAACGAUUUACUGGCUCAAAACGAUGACUUACAGAUUACCUUGGAGUCUAAAAACCAUGAAGUCGAAGCUCUGAAGGACAAAGGAAGUCCAAAAUUUGACAGACCAAAACAAGAGUUAAAGGUUUCUUUGAAAGCUAGUGACAAAGAAAGGAAUGAGCUGAAAGAUACGAUCAGACAGCUUCAAAAUAAGCUGAAAUCUUUGGAGCUUUCUACGGAAGACUUGAACAAGAGAUCAGAGGAUGCGAAGGAAGAACGCAAGAAAAUCGAGGAAGACAACAAUAAAUUAAAACUAGCCAUUGAGAAACAGUCGAAGAAAAUUGAGAGAAUGACGAAGGAACGCGUCCAAAAAGAAGAGGAAGACUACAAAUGGAAAAAGCAAUGGCAACCAAAAAUGCAACUACUUGAGUCUCAUGGAAGAAGAGGAGGCCUUCCUUUGGCUGAUCCAGUUGAGAAAGCUUACAUUGUUCUUGGUGAAAUGUGCUCGCAACUGCAAGCGAUGAUGUACCAGAAAGUACUUCCAGACAGUUAUUACAAAGAGUAUACUCGUUAUAAAGUUAAAUCCAUCGAACGAGAAAUUGACAGAAAACACGGAGACGUUCAACGUCAGGCGAUUGAGAGAUGGGAUAACUUGAAAAAGGAACUAAGCUGGGAUGAAAUCAAUCAUCCCAGUACACUGAAAGAGAUCCAGAGCGAAAGAAAUAUUGUGGCUCAUCCCGGUGUGCUUACGAAGGAGUCACUUCUCCAAUCAGAAAAUGUGAUGCAAGAGGCAAGAGAAAAGUGUGGCAGGAUGCGUUUGACCCAUGUCCGUGAAAUAAUAGAAAUGUGGGACCAUCUAACACAGAUGAAGUAG